This is a messenger RNA of Strongylus vulgaris, 2023 nucleotides long. NCBI's taxonomy places the organism in Eukaryota, Metazoa, Nematoda, Chromadorea, Rhabditida, Strongylidae. The record is from the annotation of a GenBank genome assembly.
UUGUCUGGUUCUCUUUAAUACUACACUGCAGUUAAGUUUUGUAAAGAUAAUGAAACGUCUUUAAGGACCUUCAAACGUUCGCUCUGAUGAAGUGAUCACGCUGUCCGAUAGUCCGCUUGAACAUAUAAAUGCCAAUCCAUUAACCAACUUUGCAACCCCUAAUCCGCCAAAAGAAAGUCUCCCAACAUGGGCUUCUCUUACUCGCCAUUCAACCACUUCUGGCCCGGGAACUCCUGCAUCAACACCAAAGUAUCUUCCCAGGCCUAUGAAACAUAUCAGUCCAGCUAGCGAAGCUGAACUGGAAAGAGCUGGAUUUGAUCCAAUAGAGGGGUCGUCGUUACGGUAUCCCGCUGAUGAAUAUCUUCGGCAGUAUGAAAUAGAAAUCGUUAAAUCCUGUAUCGCUCUGAAUUCUACUGUUUCGUUACCUUUGGCCGUAUCAGCCGACCAUAUCUGUGCCGUUGUGAUAGUGAACUUUUUGAGGUGGUUCCCAAGAAGUCGUGCGAUAUUUUGCUGCAACUCAUUGGAAGCAGCCGAAAUCUUUUGCGAACGUAGCGUUGCUGUUGGAAUUGCAGCCGAAGAGAUCUCUACUAUAGACACAUUCCAAACCUUCAAGAAAAUUUCAACGCAUAAGGUUGGUCGAGUGAUUCUAACAACCCCACAGGCUUUCGAAAAGAUUGUGGAGUCGGGCUCCACAGUGGUUGAAGAUAUCCGUUGUGUUGUGUUCUGCUUAGAUGCAUCUGAAAACCUGCGAUUUACCAAGUACAAGAAUAUUGUAGGAUCUUUAACAGUGAAAGGAAUACUUUUCCGUGUGAUUCUGGUAACUCCAUCGGUCCCCUCAAUGUCGAGAAAAAUUGGUCCAUUGAGAAAGAGGCAACAGCUGAUUACGUCGUUAUUAAUAUCCCAAUGGAUUGAACCUCCCGCUUCGGAUUCCUCGUUCAGAAAAGAUUCUGUUCCGUUAGGAUUAUCCACUGAAUAUUGUGGCAAUAUAGAAGUUUUGUCCGAGACACGAUCUUUCAUUGAGAAAUGGCUAGAGAGAAGUACAAAUUAUUUGGAAAAACUGCAUGCAUUUAUUCCAUUGCCCUCUACAAGGCCAGAGCACCUCUUCACGCUGGACUGGGGUCAAAUAGCUUUGAAGGCGAAGUCAUCAACAGAUGAAACUAUACAACUUGUCGUUAACUGCAUGUUUUUGGUAGAAGCCGCUAGAAACUUGAUUAUUAAUGGUCCACGCGUAUAUCUCUUAUAUUGCAUUGAUCUGUUUGGAAAAGCUGAGAAAGAUUCCCGUGCCGGUAACAUACAACUUAUGAUUCUUAGUGAUACAUUGUUAUCGAAGAUCUAUCAAACGAUACAGGCAAAGUACUCUUACAACAUGGCAAGCCCAGUAAGAUGUCUUAUCUUGUGCGAGAACGAAUUUGUAUCAAAGGCCGUUUGCGAGUCUAUCAGCGACACGCCGAAAAUGCUCAGCGCCAUCGUGAGGGUUGUACCGCAUCCUGAACCACCAAGCACUGUAAGAUGUCUUAUCUUAUGUGAGAACGAAUUUGUAUCAAAGGCCGUUUGCGAGUCUAUCAGCGACACGCCGAAAAUGCUUAGCGCUAUCGUGAGGGUUGUACCGCAUCCUGAACCACGUCAUGGUGGACAACAUGUAGCCAUACUAAGCGAUGAGCAUGAGAAAUUGAGGCCGACAGAUGGACGAAUUUUGAAGACAACCGAUGAAUUGUCGUGUAGAAGGAGCUCAUUAUUUGGUGGCAGUGGAAUGAGUGCUAUAGAUAGGCCGACAGAUGGACGAAUUUUGAAGACAACCGAUGAAUUGUCAUGUAGAAGGAGCUCAUUAUUUGGCGGCAGUGGAAUGAGUGCUAUAGAUAGAUACAACUUCAGCUUCGAAUUCAGUCGUUUGCAAUUGGCUAGCAGCGAAAUGCAGCUAUCACAAUAUCUUCCUCAUCUUGGUCACGUAGCUGGUGAUGGUGGAGCUGUAGAAUGGCAAGUGACAAAAAUUAACUCAGCUAUAUCUCAAUUGCCAACAUAUUGA